Anarrhichthys ocellatus (wolf-eel) is the source of this 872-nucleotide messenger RNA. RefSeq names its product GTP cyclohydrolase 2 (gene gch2). The transcript has 4 exons. Gene Ontology annotation, molecular function: zinc ion binding; GTP binding; GTP cyclohydrolase I activity. Gene Ontology annotation, cellular component: cytoplasm. The record is from RefSeq and is a predicted model, not a curated record. Lineage: Eukaryota; Metazoa; Chordata; Actinopteri; Perciformes; Anarhichadidae. Gene Ontology annotation, biological process: tetrahydrofolate biosynthetic process; tetrahydrobiopterin biosynthetic process. Bases 1 to 324 code for a protein of 107 amino acids.
AUGCGACACCUGCUGUCUCUCCAGGUUCACAUCGGAUAUAUUCCCAACAAAAAAGUGGUGGGACUGAGCAAGCUGGCAAGGAUUGUGGAGAUCUUCAGUCGGCGGCUUCAAGUUCAGGAGCGUCUAACCAAGCAGAUUGCCACGGGAAUAUCAGAGGCUCUGGAGCCAAAAGGUGUAGCUGUGGUUAUUGAAGCAGCGCACAUGUGUAUGGUCAUGCGUGGUGUCCAGAAGAUGAACAGCCGCACAGUGACGAGCGUCAUGUUGGGAGUUUACCUGGAGGACCCCAAAACCAGGGAGGAGUUCCUGUCUCUGUCACAGAACUAACGACUGUCAGUCCUUCCAGGGCCUCUGUAGCACAUGCAAAGCUCCAGAGUAACAGUAGAUCUGCAUCUGACUUUUAAGAACACAUACAAACCAAUAGCAGGAAACAUAAAGCUGCUGUUUGAUGCAGGAUCCAAGCAAACUCUGGAGCUCACUUCACUGACCUGAAAGAUUUCAGUCCAGCUGCAGAAAUCAUCACUGUGAACUUUAUAGGAAAUAUAAGACUAACAUUCUUGGUGCCUUUGGUAGAUAUUUUACAUUUAAUGUCUUAUAUUGCAAUUGUGUUAUUAAGUAUGAAACCUGAUGUUGGAACAUGUCAAUACUGAAGAUUUUCACUUUUUUUAAAUAGGAAUGUCAUUGGUGGUUUUGCAAAGUGGAUCUCUCACACCUUCCCUGACUAUCAUCGUACUUACAAUCCAUGGAUUUUAAUAAUUUAAUUAACUGUCAUUUAUAAAGUCUUUGUAAUGUAUGACGUUUCUGAGAUGCAAAUGAUUAUAUCUGUCUCAUGUAUUUGGAAGAUUCUUCGCUAAAAUAAAAGGAUUUCAAUGAAA